Salvia hispanica is the source of this 977-nucleotide messenger RNA. RefSeq names its product Cytochrome c oxidase biogenesis protein Cmc1-like protein. Lineage: Eukaryota; Viridiplantae; Streptophyta; Magnoliopsida; Lamiales; Lamiaceae. The record is from RefSeq and is a predicted model, not a curated record. Gene Ontology annotation, cellular component: mitochondrion.
UUUUGGAAGAAAAGAAAACGGAAAGUGAGGAAAAGGUCUAAAGGUGAAAGACAUCCAUUGUUGGCCCUCUCUCAGCCGCGACUGUGGCCUCACUACGUAUAUGGUAUAUAGCAUCUCUCCUCCGUUGCGCUAGAACCGAGCAGCCGCCGUUAUAACAUUGCCGUUCAGCAAGGUAAACAUUCGGCCUGUUUUCUCUGGAGUUAUAGUUAGUUUGGUCUUUCGAGAUACACAAAUAGUCAAAAGGUGCAAAAUGCAUCCUCCUCUGACAAUUCACAGGCAUCCAAUGUGUGCUGAGAUCAUUGAGCUUUUCCAGAAGUGCCAUACAGAUCAUCCUCUUGGGAAGUUUUUUGGUGAAUGCACAGAUUUAAAAAUUAAGCUUGAUAAAUGUUUUCGGCAAGAGAAAGCCCUGAAGAGGAAGGCAAAUUUUGAGGAAAGUAAAAAACUAAAAGAGAGAUUGAGAGAAUACAGGAUUCAAAAUUCAGAAACAAUGGAUUAAGAAGAGCUUUACAUAAACUCUUAACUUAAAACUAGUUGUGGCUACUAGAAAAGUUGCUAAUUCUUCAUAUAAGGGCCUCAUGCACAGGUUGAAUGCUGCAUCAGUCAUCUGCAAGAUGGGGUCAUUCCUUGUAUACAGCCUGGUAUGUGCUCAAUAUCGUAUUUUGCCACUGAGUAGAGAGUGGUGAGACACAGCAUGAGAAAAAACAUAUUUCUAUAUUUUCGACUGUGGAAAAUACUUUAUUUGGCAUCUAGUAGCAUUUAUGUAGUGAUUCUGUUUGCUGAGAAAAUAGAAAUAAAGUAGUAUUCAUUUAGUUGUCAACAUAUCAUGAAACUAAUACUAUCUAACUUGUGGUAGUAUAUGUUGAGAUGGAGCGUCUGCUUUCCUUCUAGUGCAGCAAGUUGUCUUCCUGUUAUUUCACUAUGGCAAUAUCUUGGUUUUCUAAUAUUUAGGGCUCAUUUGAUGAAGGGCUUUUUCCAUA